Messenger RNA from Durotheca rogersii, 1965 nucleotides. RefSeq lists its product as uncharacterized. Gene Ontology annotation, cellular component: CCR4-NOT core complex; P-body. Gene Ontology annotation, biological process: regulation of DNA-templated transcription; nuclear-transcribed mRNA poly(A) tail shortening. The coding region runs from base 89 to 1606 and encodes 505 amino acids. The record is from RefSeq and is a predicted model, not a curated record. NCBI's taxonomy places the organism in Eukaryota, Fungi, Ascomycota, Sordariomycetes, Xylariales, Xylariaceae. The transcript is spliced from 7 exons.
GCCUCCUCCUCGUCAUGUUGCCGACGACGUCUAUAACUUUGGCUAAUGGUGGACGUCCCCAGGAGCCGUACCGCAAACCCUUCGAGGGAUGCCGACUGGAUUCGGCAGCCAGCAACAAUCACAGCAACCAGGCAGGACGGUAUCGACUAGGUUACCAAAUGGGAAAAUAGCGAAUAAUAGUGCUGUGUGGGCAUUUGGUGCUGUACCUAUGGGUGCUGCUGGUCUUCGGGGAUCGUCUGGCCAACUUGGGGGCAACCUCAGUUUUGCUCAGAGCCUGAGUGGUUCACAACCAGCGACACCCCUUGAUCUCUCUAGCGACUUUCCGUCGCUGGGAAAUACUUCCCAGCUACCAGCCGCAAGCUCCCCUUCAUGGUCAACUGCGGGAUCGAGAUCGAUGGGUGGGGCGAUACAAAGAAAUCAACCUACCCCUCUGUCCUCUCAACCAUCGCAACAGGAAGACUUCUUCUCCCCUUCACGAAUGGGUUCCGGCCAAGGCCAAUAUAGGUUUAGCAACCAAUCCAACGUGGCCCAGUCCUCCCAACCUCAACCCAGCAGCAUUGACGAAUUCCCGCCUCUGAGUAACAAUAGUCAUCGAAACGGCAACGGCGAGAUUGGCCAGGAACGUGGCUCUAAUCUAAUGUCAUCACUCAGCUUCAGUGCUCAGGGCAGCGCCACUCCUAGUUCCUUGCAAGGUUCUAGAUCGGGCAACGGCCUGCUGAACGCGUUGUCCGCCAACACUCGAACGUCCGACGUUCGUUCCCCGGACGGAUCCGCUGCGCCAGGUGCCUCAAGACCUCAAGAUACCCGAAAUGUCGGAACCGGAGCUAGCGAAGAAGGCCGGCAAAAACCACCCGGUUUCCGAGAAGAAAAUCUGGCUUCCCAGUCAUCCCCUCAAGACCCGAGUCCUUCGGCUGACGGACGAAAUCCCCACGGAGCAAUUGGCAGUAACGAGGCUACCUCGAGCAAGACGACCGAGCAGAAAGAGGAUCAAUCCCCGGCUGUGCACGACCCCCUAGCAGGCAUGGCUCCCAUCGACCGAUGGGGAAUCAAAGGUCUGCGUACGUUAAUGAACAACUAUCCCGACUACAAUGCUGCGGUUAUGGGGGUGGAUCCCAGCUCGUUCGGUAUAGAUUUCUCGGCACCCGGUCUGAUAUCGACGCAAAUAUUCUCCUACUUCAGCGACGUUCCGCCGCGACCAGCCAUUCCCGAAUAUCGUCUGCCAGAGUGCUAUAACGUGAACAACGUACAGCCUCUAGAGAACAAGAUCAGCAACUUCAACGAGGAGACAUUGAUGUGGAUAUUCUACAGCUGUCCCGGGGACAUCAAACAGCACUUGGCCGCACACGAACUGUACAGCCGCGCCUGGCGAUGGCACAAGAAGCUGAAGAUAUGGUUGACCAAGGACGAGAUCAUGCAUCCCCGAAUCCUCAGUACGCAACACGAGGAAGGGUACUACAUCAUUUGGAACACGGCCGAGUGGCGUAAGGAGCGCGAGUUUCUCGAUCACAUUACACGCGGUAUGGGGGCUCUCGCAAACCGGCUGGCGUUGGAUUUGACGGGGUACACCCCCCUUGGGGACCUAAGGGUAAUUGUAGUGAUACGGUGACUUGAUGCAUGGUAGACGUGGGCGUCGCAUAUGCCCAGGUCGGCAGAUAGGCUUUUGCAUGGGGCGUUCUGAUGCCUCCGAGAUAUCAAUACAGGACCGCUGGAUCCUCGCACACCCUAGGCUUCUCGGCCGAAAGAAGCGCCUCUAGAUUCGUCUUGCACCGAGAUUGCUUGAUUUCGUGAUUCGGCGUCGCCGGAGAGACCGGCUACCGUAAUCUGAUCUGUAGUGUGGCCAGGUAGGGAUGGGCCGUGUUCAGACUCGCGCGAUACGCAUAAGGAGUGGUGCUGGAACUCGCGCCCACGUGAUGGUCAUCCGGCCGGUCGAGUCCGGCGAAGGAACGAUGGGACGGCUCCGAUCCU